Aspergillus calidoustus is the source of this 831-nucleotide messenger RNA. NCBI's taxonomy places the organism in Eukaryota, Fungi, Ascomycota, Eurotiomycetes, Eurotiales, Aspergillaceae. The record is from the annotation of a GenBank genome assembly.
AUGUCGUGGUUAGCCUACCUCUGCAGGGUGGAUUCCCGCCUACACGGAGGGUGUCCUGGGUCAAACAAUCACAACUUGACCAAUUCCAACAUGCCAGACCGAAAGCCAACCCUCAUCUUCGCCCCCGGGGCCUGGUAUCCCGCUACGGCAUUCAUGCCGUUAACGGCCCUCCUCGAAUCCGACAGGUAUACAUGCCACACAGUCGCCUUCCCCUCAAUCCAACAGGCCACGACUGUCACAGAUCUCUCAGCAGAUAUCGCUGCAGUCCGCGCGCUCGUCGAGCCGGAAGUUGAGAAGGGGAACGAGGUUGUGAUUGUCGUGCAUAGCUGGGCAGGGUUGCCGGUGAACAGUGCGCUUGAUGGGCUGGCGAAGGUAGCUGGUGGAAGUGGAGGUGGAGUAGUGAAGCUCAUCUUCAUCUCAGCGUUCAUCCCUGAGCUUGGACAGAGUCUGAUCUCGGCGUUUGGUGGGGAGCCUGCGCCGUGGUAUGUUCGAGAUGAAGCCAACGGAACCGUUUCUCCUUCCACGCCAUAUGACCUCUUCUUCCACGACGUCCCAGGUGGCGAGGAGUGGGCGGGAAAACUCCGCCCGCACGCGUGGGCGACAAAGAUCUCCCCAGCGACGGGCACGGCGUACUCAUGGAUUCCAAGCUCGUAUCUAUUCUGUGAGCAGGACCGGGCAAUUCCAGUUGAGGUGCAGAAGAUGAUGGUUGAGCAAGCGCGGGCGCAGGGUGCGCAGAUUGCUACUGAGAGUAUUGCGACGGGGCACACGCCGUGGUUAGUGGAUGCGCAGCGGGUGGCGGGCUAUAUUCGGAGGGAGAUCGGGGAUGCUUGA